AUAUGAAAAUGGGCAUCACGAAGAUAAAGAUUGGCGUAAGAGAGAUCCUGGACACGAAGAUCAUUAUAGAUAUGAAAAUGGGCAUCACGAAGAUAAAGAUUGGCGUAAGAGAGAUCCUGGACACGAAGAACAUUAUAGAUAUGAAAAUGGGCAUCACGAAGAUAAAGAUUGGCGUAAGAGAGAUCCUGGACACGAAGAACAUUAUAGAUAUGAAAAUGAGCAUCACGAAGAUAAAGAUUGGGUUAAGAGAUAA
This is a messenger RNA of Cetraspora pellucida, 253 nucleotides long. The record is from the annotation of a GenBank genome assembly. Lineage: Eukaryota; Fungi; Glomeromycota; Glomeromycetes; Diversisporales; Gigasporaceae.